CACUCCCGCGAGCACGUGCGCGUCCUCGCUGCUCACAUUUCGGCGGAGGGCGCGCUCCCUGGAAAAUUCCACUCCUGUGCUAGCUCCACCCUAUGCGGCUUCACUCGUACCCGACGCUCUUCACUCACAGCUCCCUUCCCGGCGGCCUUUGCGGGAACAAGAUGGCAGCCUCCAUACCUCAAGGGUUGUCUCGUUUAUCGAGGGUUUUGGGCUGGUGGUCUCGGCAGCCAGUUCUGGUGACUCAGUCCUCAGCUAUAGUUCCAGUAAGAACUAAAAAACGUUUCACACCUCCUGUUUAUCAACCUAAAUUUAAAACAGAAGAAGAGUUUAUGGAACAUGCCCGGAAAGCAGGAUUGGUUAUUCCUCCAGAAAAAUUGGACCAUCCCAUACAUCUGGCCUGUACAGCUGGUAUAUUUGAUGCCUAUAUUCCUCCUGAGGGUGAUGCACGCAUAUCAUCUCUUUUAAAGGAGGGACUGAUACAGAGAACUGAACGAAUGAAGAAGACUGUGGCAUCGCAAAUGUCAAUCCGGAGGAUAAAAGACUAUGAUGCCAAUUUUAAAAUAAAGGACUUCCCUGAAAAAGCUAAGGAUAUCUUUAUUGAAGCUCACCUUUGUCUCAACAACUCAGACCAUGACCGACUUCAUACCUUGGUAACUGAACACUGUUUUCCAGACAUGACCUGGGACCUCAAAUAUAAGACCGUCCGCUGGAGCUUCGUGGAAUCUUUAGAGCCCUCCCAUGUUGUUCAAGUUCGCUGUUCAAGUAUGAUGAACGAGGGCAACGUGUACGGCCAGGUCACCGUACGCAUGCAUACCCGGCAGACUCUGGCCAUCUAUGACCGGUUUGGCCGGUUGAUGUAUGGACAGGAAGAUGUACCCAAGGAUGUCCUGGAGUAUGUUGUAUUCGAAAAGCAGUUGACAAACCCAUAUGGAAGCUGGAGAAUGCAUAGCAAGAUCGUUCCGCCAUGGGCACCCCCUAAGCAGCCCAUCCUUAAGGUAAGACGGUGAUGAUCCCUGGCCCUCAGCUGAAACCAGAAGAAGAAUAUGAAGAGGCACAAGGAGAGGCCCAGAAGCCUCAGCUAGCCUGAUGACAAAAAUGACUUCUAGGGUGAAGCCUGGGUGAUGAGGCUGCUGGAAGCUUUGAAGUCUCCCAUUCCCAUCAUGCUAUAGAAAGAACUGCCUUUGUUCUCUCCCAUCCUGCUCAGGUCUUUUCAGUAGUCUCAUCCUCAGCAACCAUGGCUGAUGGCUGGGCCCUAGCAGGUGGCAGGUAUAACAUGGCCAUGUACACUCUUCUUUUUUAAAUUUUAUGUCUAGCUUCUGAGUCUAGAUGAAAGACAGUAUGUUUCAGAGAACAUUGGAUACCAGUUUUUUCCACAGCAGGGACUGAGAGAGAGAACCAGCAGCAUCCUCUUUGUAAUCACAGGGCAGGGAUCAGAGUUUGAAAUAAAACGCUGUCAGAGUGUUGGUAAAAUUUUGGUGAGUUCUGUACAUUUCCCCUGGUUCAGGCUGGGCAUAGACCGGCCUUCAAAUGGCAGAAGUGGAAGAUAAUCCUGCUUGUGAGUGAUGUGACUUUAAGGAAAUCUAGACUGGGAAAGAAUAAUUAGUGUUUAUAAGAUAUUUAAGAGGCCCUUUUUCAUUUACUGACUCACUGAUGAAUCAGCAUUUGUAUUUUAUGGAAAAAUAUAAAUCCAAAAAAAUAAUUUGUCCCU
Molecule: messenger RNA, 1708 nt
Organism: Mandrillus leucophaeus (drill)
Lineage: Eukaryota; Metazoa; Chordata; Mammalia; Primates; Cercopithecidae
Gene: MRPL45
Product: mitochondrial ribosomal protein L45
Exons: 8
Coding region: 93-1007 (304 amino acids)
Cellular component (GO): mitochondrion
Source: RefSeq, a predicted model, not a curated record